ACUAAAAGAAGCCAAAAAUCCGAGGACUUGAAUAGCUGGUUGCCGGUGACGGCAUCUAGGGAAGGAAGAUGGUGGUACUCAGCCUUCCACAAUGUCACAGCCAUGGUUGGCGCCGGUGUCCUGGGCUUACCAUUCGCGAUGUCCCAGCUCGGUUGGGUUCCCGGGAUCGCAGCAAUCGCAGUUUCCUGGGUGGUCACGUAUUAUUCAUUGUGGCAGAUGAUUGAACUGCAUGAACAUGUGCCGGGGAAGCGAUUCGAUCGAUACCCUGAACUGGGGCAGCAUGCUUUCGGUGAAAAGCUUGGCUACUGGAUUGUGAUGCCUCAACAGAUGUUGGUUCAGGUGGGCUCAUGCAUUGUGUACAUGGUAACCGGCGGGAAGUCACUGAAGAAGUGUGCUGUUCUGCUCUCUGCGCAGAUCGGUUCGAUUCCGCAGACUUAUUUCAUCAUGUUCUUCGCUGCCAUACAACUGAUAUUGUCCCAAACCCCUAACUUCAAUUCCUUGAAAGUGGUUUCGUUGAUUGCUGCAAUCAUGUCUUUCUGUUAUUCAAUAGUGGCUUCGGUUGCUUCAGUAGCGAGGGGCAUCAAUCACCACCAGCAUGUUAGACAUGGCAUCCGUUCCCAUUCUACGGCGGGCAUAGUGUUCGAUAUGUUCAAUGCCCUCGGCACUGUUGCCUUUGCAUUCGCAGGGCACAGUGUGGUGCUCGAGAUUCAGGCGACGAUCCCUUCGACCCCAGACGAACCAUCGAAGAAGCCGAUGUGGCGAGGAGCCAGAUUUGCUUAUAUCAUUGUUGCCAUAUGCUAUUUUUCUGUGUCAAUUACUGGAUUCUGGGCUUUUGGUGAUCUUGUGGAGGAUGAUGUCCUAGUUUCACUAGAAAAGCCCCGCUGGAUCAUUGCCCUUGCCAAUUUCAUGGUCUUCCUCCAUGUCUUAGGGAGUUAUCAGGUUUUUGCAAUGUCAGUGUUCGAUACGCUAGAGUCUUACUUAAUUCUGAAUCGGGGACUCAAUCCAGGACUACCCCUUCGUGUAGCUGCUCGUAGUUUAUUUGUUGCUUUGACAGCAUUUAUUGGAAUUUCUCUGCCAUUUUUCGGUGGAUUACUAGGGUUUUUCGGAGGGCUAGCAUUCUCGUCCACUUCAUAUUUUAUUCCAUGUUUUAUGUGGCUUGCUCUCAAGAAACCAGAAAGAUGGAGCUUUCACUGGACUGCAUCAUGGAUUUCAAUUGUUGUUGGCGUUCUAAUAACCAUCCUUGCCCCUAUUGGAGGAUUACGAACUAUCAUCAUGUCUGCAAAAACUUACAAGUUUUUUUCUUAG
This is a messenger RNA of Diospyros lotus (date-plum), 1305 nucleotides long. Its product is annotated as lysine histidine transporter-like 5. The record is from RefSeq and is a predicted model, not a curated record. The transcript has 7 exons. NCBI's taxonomy places the organism in Eukaryota, Viridiplantae, Streptophyta, Magnoliopsida, Ericales, Ebenaceae. Gene Ontology annotation, cellular component: plasma membrane. The coding region runs from base 103 to 1305 and encodes 400 amino acids.